Molecule: messenger RNA, 1702 nt
Organism: Durotheca rogersii
Lineage: Eukaryota; Fungi; Ascomycota; Sordariomycetes; Xylariales; Xylariaceae
Product: acid protease
Exons: 2
Coding region: 202-1488 (428 amino acids)
Biological process (GO): proteolysis
Molecular function (GO): aspartic-type endopeptidase activity
Source: RefSeq, a predicted model, not a curated record
GUCCUUCUUUGGCCUCGUCAGCUUUCCCUCUUUGUGGCCUAUUCGACUUCUUAACCGACCUUUCCUGGCUGGACUUGUGUCUUGAGCACACCUGUUUCCUCUCGCUAAGCCCACCUGGUGUGGUAAUACGGACCUGUAGAUUUCUUCUCUCCUUUUUUUUUUUUUUUACCCUUCCUUUUCUUCUCCGCGGAGUCUAGAAGGAUGCCGUCUUUGGCGAAUGUUGUCUUGCUUUUGAGCCUGCUAGCCCUAGCCUCUGCGUCCCCAGCGACCAUCCGGAAACGAGGCGUGUACAAAGUCGAGAGAACUAUAAACCCGAACUAUAGCGGCCGCAAUGGUCCGAGAGCUCUGCUCAAAACCCUCCGAAAGUACCGCAUGCCGGUGCCAGCCUCACUUACCGAUGCAGCCCAGCGACAGAACGAUAUGAUCACGAAGCGGCAGCCGCGCGGGAAGGGACAUGGGCGUCAUGGCGCCGGCUCAAAUUCUACUACGGUUGGGGCCCUGACGAAUGGCACCGGCCUCGUGUCCGCGACCCCCGAGGCCAACGACGUCGAGUACUUGUCUCCUGUGAAAAUCGGUGGUCAGACUGUUAAUCUCGACUUCGACUCUGGGUCGUCUGACCUGUGGGUUUUCAACUCGCUGCUCAGCGAAGCAGCAACUACGGGCCAUCAGAUAUUCGAUGCAAACAAGUCCAAUACGUUCUCUCGUAUUCAGGGUGCCUCCUUCGAAAUAUCCUACGGCGACGGCUCGGGGGCGGCUGGAAUCGUCGGCACCGACACCGUGGACGUUGGAGGUGCUACGGUCACCAAGCAAGCCGUAGAGCUGGCCACCGCAGUUUCUCGGUCGUUCGUCGAGGACAGUGCCAACGAUGGUCUGCUGGGCCUCGCGUUUAGCCAGCUGAAUACCGUACAGCCAACAUCUCAGAAGACAUUCUUCGACAAUAUCAUGACAUCCUUAGCCGAGCCCCUGUUCACCGCCGAUCUUCGCCCCCAAGCAACAGGUGCUUAUGAAUUCGGUCGAGUAGACACGACCAAGUUCAGUGGCGAGUUGACUUGGGUCCCCGUCAAUACGACGGAUGGCUUCUGGCAAUUUCCGAGCGAGAAGUUCGCUAUCGAUGGCGGCAACCCACAGACCUCUACGGCCGGAGCGCAGGCGAUUGCCGACACCGGCACGACUCUGAUAUUGGCCGAUCCUGCAGUAGCACAAGCAUAUUAUGCUCAAGUCGACGGCGCGCAGGAGGACCAGCAGCAGGGAGGCUUCACGUUUCCCUGCAACACAGAGCUACCUGACCUUCAGUUGGACAUUGGCGGAACCAUGGCAACUGUCAAAGGUGACUUGAUCAACUUCGCUCAAGUUGAUGCUCAGAAUUGCUUUGGUGGCCUUCAAUCCACACCAGUUGGCUUGCAGGUGUAUGGCGACAUCUUCUUCAAGAGCAAUUUCGUCGUCUUUAACGGCGGUAACGCGUCACUCGGCUUUGCGCAGCACAUUUAAACACGCCCAUCAUCUGUACUUAUAGAUAUACCAUUACCGCACGGUCCACCGGUAUGGAUUGUAUAUAUAGUCUCGGGGGUUUCAGUCCUCGAGACGCAAACUUGCAAGCAUGGGUGGACCCGGCUGAAUGGACCACGGGACUCAUCCAAACUAUAAUGAAUGACAUCUAUACAGCCGUCUAGUAGUAGGGUGGCGCCUAUAAUUUUGAUUUCGC